AUGAAAACAGGUAGCAGGAAGGUUGUUGAUGACAGCGACGAGGAGGAAGAUGCAGCACCUGUGAAACCAUUCACCGCCAAAGCCAAGCCAAAGAGCCAACCAAAGCCCGAAGAGACUAAAGAUGAGCCAACGACUUCCUCUGACUACUUUGCCUCCACCAAAAAGAGGGGAAGGCCCGCCAAAGCCCCAGAACCGCCCAAGCCAGACCAUUCCCAGGAAGAUACCGCUAGCGCAAAGCCCAAGAAGGCCGCCGAGGAACCAGCGAAAAGCAAGAAGAGCACAUCUCGCGCCUCAGCAAAGAAGGACACCAAAGUCAUCGAAGAUGAAACCCUUGGCGACAACGACAUAUUUGCAUCAGAGUAUGGAAAGGUCGGCAAAGGAGACGACGAAUAUGUUGCCGGUGGGGAUAGUGAUGACGGCAGCGACUUUGAAGUCCUUGAGGUGAAGCCUGCCGCUGCAAAGCCCAAACGAGGGCCAGCAAAGAAGACUUCCCGCAGCGACGAAGAUGAGGAUGUAGUGAUGGAAGAUCUUCCGAAGAUCUCUGCCCCGAAAGCUCCGCCGGGUCGCAAACGCAAGUCGGAAGCUCUCAUCGACGAGGACGAAGACGAGGAUUUUGAAGCGCCAAAAAAGCAAACCAAAAAAGCUGCAGCGAAACCGAAAUCCACCGCGUCGCCCGCUGCAAAGAAGCCAAAGGCUAGCCCAACAAAAGGCAAGAAAGAGGACAAGGUUGAAAGCAAGGAGAUCCAGGACAUCUUUGACAGCAUUCCAACGAUCGAUGCCCCGGAGCCACCUCAGGGAGAGGCUAAAAAAUGGAAGUUUGGACAGCAACAGUCCCGGGAUCCAGAAAUGGCUGGGACUAAGGAGUUGCCCACCGGAGAGGAAAAUUGUCUCGCAGGGCUUUCGUUUGUUUUCACGGGUGUUUUGGAAUCUCUCGGCCGUGACGAGGGAUCUCAGUUGGUGAAGAAGUACGGUGGCAAGGUCGUUGGAGCACCUAGUUCCAAGACGAGCUAUGUUGUUCUGGGCGGCGAUGCCGGUCCAAAGAAGCUCGAGACUAUUGCAAAGCACAAGCUCAAGACCAUCAACGAGGAUGGUCUCUUUGAAUUGAUUAAGAGACUGCCUGCCAACGGUGGUGAUGGAAAGGCUGCCGAGAAGUAUGCAGAGAAGCAACGCGCCGACGAGGAGAAGGUCCGGGCUAUGGCCGCCGAGAUCGAUGCUGAAGAGAAACGCAAGGCUGCAGCGGCAAAGCCUGCCAAGACCUCCCAAGCACCUAAGUCUGCUUCAACUGCGCAGCAAACACCAUCCAGCUCACAGCCUGUGUCACCCGGUGAUCUCUGGACCACAAAAUAUGCGCCAACUUCGACCAGUAUGAUCUGCGGUAACAAGGCCCCCGUCGAGAAGCUACAAAACUGGCUGCGCAACUGGCAUCGUAAUGCAAAGCUGGAUUUCAAGAAGGGUGGUGCGGAUGGUUCCGGUACCUACCGAGCUGUGAUCAUGCACGGUGGCCCCGGAAUCGGCAAAACUACAGCGGCUCAUCUUGUGGCAAAGCUUGAGGGCUACGAUAUCGUGGAAACCAAUGCCAGCGACACCAGAAGCAAGAAGCUCGUCGAGACCUCCACGUUGGGCGUGCUUGAUACAACCUCUUUGCAAGGAUAUUUUGCCGCAGAAGGUAAACAGAUUGAGGGCGAAAAGAAGAAGCUUGUUCUUAUCAUGGAUGAGGUUGACGGUAUGUCUGCUGGAGACCGUGGUGGUGUGGGAGCUGUUGCUGCCAUCGUCAAGAAGACGAAGAUCCCUAUCAUCCUCAUUUGUAAUGAGCGACGGCUUCCGAAGAUGAAGCCGUUUGACAACAUCACGUUCGAAAUUCCCUUCAGGCGCCCGACAGCCGAUCAAAUCAGAGCCAGGCUAUCAACGAUCUGCUUCCGUGAAGGCCUCAAAAUUCCGCCUCCCGUACUCGACGGUCUUAUUGAAGGCACAAACGCCGACAUCCGGCAGGUCAUCAACAUGUUGUCUACAGCCAGACUGGACCAGCAAGGCCUUAAUUACGAGCAAGGAAAAGACAUGUCCAAAGCAUGGGAAAAGCAUAUCAUUCUCAAGCCUUGGGACAUUGUUAGCAAAAUUCUGAGCGCUCAGAUGUUUGCCCCAAGCUCCACCACUACUUUGAAUGACAAGAUCGCUCUCUACUUCAACGAUCACGAGUUCAGCUAUCUAAUGCUCCAGGAAAAUUACCUGAAGACCAAGCCCACGCUUGCGGGCAGGCACCAGGGCAAGGAACAGAAGCUGAAAGCGCUCGAAUUGAUGGACAACGCCGCUUCAGGGAUUAGUGAUGGUGACCUAGUCGACCGCAUGAUCCACGGAACUCAGCAGCAAUGGAGUCUCAUGCCCGUCCAUGCAGUAUUCAGCUUCGUGCGACCUGCUAGUUUCCAAUACGGAAACUUUAGCGAACGGGCUGGAUUCACUAGCUGGCUGGGUAACAACAGUAAACAAGGAAAAAUGUCACGAUACGUCAAGGAAAUCCAAGGCCACAUGCGUCUCCGCACCACAGGCAACAGGGACGAAAUUCGCCAGCAAUACUUGCCUCUGCUCCAAGAGAAGAUCAUCCGCCGCCUCAUGGAUGAGGGCAAAGAAAGCGUUGAAUCAGUUAUCGACCUCAUGGAUGAAUACUACCUUACUCGUGAAGACUUCGAUGCCAUGGUUGAACUGGGACUCGGCCCCAUGAACGAAUCUAAGAUCAAAAUCGAGACACAGACCAAGGCAACUUUCACACGUCUGUAUAACUCGCGCUCGCAUCCUAUGCCAUUCAUUAAGGCCAGCAAUGUCGUGGCGCCGAAGAAGGGGGCGAAGGAGAAGCCUGAUCUCGAAGAUGCUAUUGAGGAGUCUGAUGAGGAGGAAGUUGUGGAUGAGGUCAAGGAUGACGAGGAAGAGCUUGAUUUGAAGAAGGACAAGUAUGUUAGCUUGCCUAAGAAAAAGAAGGCGCCGGCCAAGGGCAAGAAGGCCAAGAAGGCGGAGGAUGACGACGAAGAGAAGCCAAAGAAAGGCCGUGGCAAGGCUAAGGCUAAAGCUUGA
Molecule: messenger RNA, 3060 nt
Organism: Penicillium olsonii
Lineage: Eukaryota; Fungi; Ascomycota; Eurotiomycetes; Eurotiales; Aspergillaceae
Source: the annotation of a GenBank genome assembly